This is a messenger RNA of Cokeromyces recurvatus, 1212 nucleotides long. Its product is annotated as Sodium:dicarboxylate symporter family-domain-containing protein. The coding region runs from base 1 to 1212 and encodes 403 amino acids. NCBI's taxonomy places the organism in Eukaryota, Fungi, Mucoromycota, Mucoromycetes, Mucorales, Mucoraceae. Gene Ontology annotation, molecular function: symporter activity. Gene Ontology annotation, cellular component: membrane. The record is from RefSeq and is a predicted model, not a curated record. The transcript is spliced from 4 exons.
AUGGACAAGCCAACGUAUCAUAAACAUAAUUCUUCUCAGCAUUCUGUAUCCUCUAUUCCUAAUUCUGUAACUAAUAAAAUUGAAACCGGUUCGUUUAUCGAAGAUAUAUAUGAGGAAAAGGCAAAUAUCUCAUAUGAUACAGAUAAAAAUUCAUCAAACAUCCAUCAAGAGCGUCCACAGCAUCGUCAACAUAUUCCAGAGCAUAUUCGUAUACCUGUAGAUAAUAAACAAACAUAUUCAACUCGAAUGAAGAACUUAGGGGAACAGAUGACAGUUGCCUUUGAGGCUAUUUUAGCCCCCUUCAUGAAAGUAAUUCGAUUCUUACAGCGAAGAACAAAUCUGACAUUUUGGAUUAUUUUGGCAAUGGUUAUUGGUAUUUUAAUAGGUCAAUUUGCUCCAGCUGCAGGAAAGGAAAUUAAGCCUUUAGGUGAUGCAUUUAUAUACAUGAUUAAGAUUAUCAUUGUCCCUCUUGUAUUUAGUGUCCUUGUCAUCGGUAUUGCUGGUCAUGGUGAUGAUAUUGGAAAAGUGGGAAAAUUAGCCGUUAAAACAAUUAUUUAUUUUGAAGUAGUUACUACACUCGCACUUGCAAUUGGUUUAAUUAUGGCAAACAUUAUAAAGCCAGGUGUUGGUGUUAUACUGCCAAUAGGAGAUGAUAUUUCUGCAGUCGAAGCAUUGGCUGAAAAAGAGAGCACUUCAAUUACUUGGGCAAAUGAAAUGUUUUUAAUUAUUCCUGAAAGUUUUUUUAAAGCUGCAGUUGAGAACAAGGUACUAGCUAUUGUAUUCUGUGCUGUUAUGUUUGCAUGUUCCAUGAUGAAAGCUGAUAAACAAAGCAAGAAAUUUAUGCUUAAAGUGAAUGAAUCUCUCUCUCAGGUUAUGUUUCAAUUUGUUGGAUUAGUUAUGAACUAUGCACCUAUUGGAGUAGGCGCUGCAUUGGCUGCUACCGUUGGAGCGAAUGGUAUUGGUGUCUUGGCUAAUCUUGGUAAACUCAUUGGUUGUGUCUAUGCUUCGUUAGUUAUAUUCUUAAUUAUUGUCUUAAUCCCUAUCAUGUUUCUUGCCAAAAUUCCUGUUCUACCAUUUUUUAAAACCAUAGCACAGCCUUGGCUAUUGGCUUUUAGUUCUGCAUCAAGUGAAUCAGCUCUUCCUAUGGCAUUUGAACGUAUGCGUGCAUUUGGUUGCACAAACUCACUUACAGGCUUUGUUAUUCCAUGGUAA